UGGGGGGGCCAAAUAAAAGCGAUGGCGAUUGGGCUGCCGGGUUUGGCGCUCGGUCCGGGAGCGUCCGACACCCACUGGGACGCAGAAGGCGGUGGGGCCCCGGCGGCGGCGGCGGCGGCGGCGGCGGCGGCGGCGCGCGAGAGCGGCGCGCGGGAGCGGCGCGGGCUGGGGCGCGGGGCGCAGAAUAAUCAUGGGCCAGACUGGGAAGAAAUCUGAGAAGGGACCGGUUUGUUGGCGCAAGCGUGUAAAAUCAGAGUACAUGCGGCUGCGGCAGCUCAAGAGGUUCAGGCGGGCUGACGAAGUUAAGAGUAUGUUUAGUUCCAAUCGUCAGAAAAUUUUGGAAAGAACGGAAAUCUUAAACCAAGAAUGGAAACAGCGAAGGAUACAGCCUGUCCACAUCCUGACUUCUGUGAGCUCAUUGCGCGGGACCAGGGAGUGUUCAGUGACCAGUGACUUGGAUUUUCCAACGCAAAUCAUCCCAUUAAAGACUCUGAAUGCAGUCGCUUCAGUACCCAUAAUGUAUUCUUGGUCUCCCCUACAGCAGAAUUUUAUGGUGGAAGAUGAAACGGUUUUACAUAACAUUCCUUAUAUGGGGGAUGAAGUUUUAGACCAGGAUGGGACUUUCAUUGAAGAGCUAAUAAAAAACUAUGAUGGAAAAGUACACGGGGAUAGAGAAUGCGGGUUUAUAAAUGAUGAAAUUUUUGUGGAGUUGGUGAAUGCUCUUGGUCAGUACAAUGAUGAUGAUGAUGAUGAUGAUGGCGAUGACCCUGAUGAAAGAGAAGAAAAACAGAAAGAUCUGGAGGAGAACAGAGAUGACAAAGAAAGCCGCCCGCCUCGGAAAUUUCCUUCCGAUAAAAUUUUUGAAGCCAUUUCUUCAAUGUUUCCAGAUAAGGGCACAGCAGAAGAACUAAAGGAAAAGUAUAAAGAACUGACCGAGCAGCAGCUCCCGGGGGCACUUCCUCCUGAGUGCACCCCGAACAUCGACGGGCCGAACGCCAAGUCCGUGCAGAGGGAGCAGAGCCUGCACUCUUUCCACACGCUCUUCUGCAGGCGGUGCUUCAAGUACGACUGCUUCCUGCACCCUUUUCACGCAACACCCAACACUUAUAAGCGGAAGAACACAGAAACGGCUCUAGACAACAAGCCGUGUGGACCACAGUGUUACCAGCACUUGGAGGGAGCAAAGGAGUUUGCCGCUGCCCUCACCGCCGAGCGGAUAAAGACGCCGCCGAAGCGGCCCGGAGGCCGCAGGAGAGGACGGCUCCCCAACAACAGCAGGCCCAGCACCCCCACCAUUAACGUGCUGGAAUCGAAAGACACAGACAGCGACCGGGAAGCGGGGACGGAGACGGGCGGGGAGAACAACGAUAAAGAGGAGGAGGAGAAAAAAGACGAGACUUCCAGUUCCUCGGAAGCGAAUUCUCGAUGUCAGACGCCAAUAAAGAUGAAGCCAAAUAUCGAGCCUCCCGAAAACGUGGAGUGGAGUGGUGCCGAGGCCUCGAUGUUCAGGGUCCUCAUUGGCACGUAUUAUGACAAUUUCUGUGCCAUUGCCAGGCUCAUCGGGACCAAAACUUGUAGGCAGGUGUAUGAGUUCCGUGUCAAAGAAUCCAGCAUCAUAGCUCCGGUGCCGGCCGAGGAUGUGGACACCCCUCCAAGGAAGAAGAAGAGGAAACACCGGUUGUGGGCUGCACACUGCAGAAAGAUACAGCUGAAAAAGGAUGGCUCCUCUAACCACGUUUACAACUACCAGCCCUGUGACCAUCCGCGUCAGCCUUGUGACAGUUCGUGCCCUUGUGUGAUAGCACAAAAUUUUUGUGAAAAGUUUUGUCAGUGUAGUUCAGAGUGUCAGAACCGCUUUCCCGGCUGCCGCUGCAAAGCCCAGUGCAACACCAAGCAGUGCCCGUGCUACCUGGCCGUGCGCGAGUGCGACCCCGACCUCUGCCUCACCUGUGGUGCGGCCGACCACUGGGACAGCAAAAACGUGUCCUGCAAGAACUGUAGCAUCCAGCGGGGCUCCAAGAAGCACCUGCUGCUGGCGCCGUCCGACGUGGCGGGCUGGGGGAUUUUCAUCAAAGAUCCCGUACAGAAAAAUGAAUUCAUCUCGGAGUACUGUGGAGAGAUUAUUUCUCAAGAUGAAGCAGACAGAAGAGGGAAAGUCUACGACAAAUACAUGUGCAGCUUUCUGUUCAACUUGAACAAUGAUUUUGUGGUGGAUGCAACCCGCAAGGGUAACAAGAUUCGUUUUGCAAAUCAUUCAGUAAAUCCAAACUGCUAUGCAAAAGUUAUGAUGGUUAACGGCGAUCACAGGAUAGGGAUUUUUGCUAAGAGAGCCAUCCAGACUGGUGAAGAGCUGUUUUUUGACUACAGAUACAGCCAGGCCGACGCCCUCAAGUACGUGGGCAUCGAGAGAGAAAUGGAAAUCCCUUGACAUCGGCUACCUCCUCCCCCCCCUCCUCCUUUCUGGAACAGCUGCCUUAGCUUCAGGAACCUCGAGUACUGUGGGCAAUUUAGAAGAAUAAAAUGCAGUUUGAAAUUCUGAAUUUGCAAAGUACUGUAAGAAUAAUUUAUAGUAAUGAGUUUAAAAAUCAACUUUUUAUUGCCUUCUCACCAGCUGCAAAGUGUUUUGUACCAGUGAAUUUUUGCAAUAAUGCAGUAUGGUACAUUUUUCAACUUUGAAUAAAAGAAUACUUGAACUUC
This is a messenger RNA of Leopardus geoffroyi (Geoffroy's cat), 2697 nucleotides long. It is a transcript of the gene EZH2, whose product is annotated as enhancer of zeste 2 polycomb repressive complex 2 subunit. Gene Ontology annotation, biological process: chromatin remodeling. Gene Ontology annotation, molecular function: histone H3K27 methyltransferase activity; protein binding. The coding region runs from base 191 to 2428 and encodes 745 amino acids. The record is from RefSeq and is a predicted model, not a curated record. Lineage: Eukaryota; Metazoa; Chordata; Mammalia; Carnivora; Felidae. The transcript is spliced from 20 exons.